Molecule: messenger RNA, 1937 nt
Organism: Colletotrichum scovillei
Lineage: Eukaryota; Fungi; Ascomycota; Sordariomycetes; Glomerellales; Glomerellaceae
Product: aspartic-type endopeptidase
Exons: 2
Coding region: 201-1937 (578 amino acids)
Source: RefSeq, a predicted model, not a curated record
AAGGCUCUUUGAGCUGGUGAUGCUGGAGCAAACAACUCGAGCCGCCUUUUGGGCUCUCGACCCUCUUCCCUCCUCUCACAUGUUGUGACCUUCUUAUUCAUCAUGGUCCCCUUCAUUGGGUUGCACCAGACAACUACAACUUCAUCAUCUACUUACGUAGUAUGGUACGCCGUCGGUGUUGAUCAUUGAGACCAGUAACAAUGGCUAUCGUCUACCAAACAUUAAUACUAUGUUUCAAUCUUCUCCUCCUUCUUACAUCCCCUAUUCUUGCUAAUACACAAACUCCAACUCCAUUCGAAGCAACAUGGUCUUCAGCAACCUUCGGCCCCGAUGGCCCAUGGCAAGCAGUCUCAGUAACACUCGGAGCCGACUUUGACCUAGCACUCUACCCGGGACACACCUUCCAAUCAUGGAUCAUCCAGACCAGCUACUGCAAAUUCAACAACUCCAACGGUUGCUACGCAUCAAAAGCUGGAACGUACAACAGCGCCGAGGCCUCGCAGGUCGGCAGCGGCUCUACCUCCGGCAUCGUGUUCCGGCCAAACAUCAAGAAUUGGAUGGUGGGGAUAGACCCGGCCGGGGAGCCGGCUCAGUUCUGGGUCGACCUUGUGAACACGAGUCUCGCGUUACUGGGCGACCAGAUGCUCACGUAUCCGGGAGGGCAGUGGUAUCCGGCUUUCGCGGGCUGCUUGGGCGUGGGCGCUCCCAAUAUGAUUAACCAGUCCUUCUCUACCGGCACCUACCCGAUCAAUGCUAGUCUUAUCCCGGGCAUGUUGUGGACGCAGAAGGAUAUACCAUCCAACUCGUUCGGUAUGCACAUCGGCUCCGUCUGGUCACGAAUCGGCGGGUCCCUGGUUUUCGGUGGAUACGAUCAAAACCGACUGACCGGCGAGGUGCUCGUGUCAGAUGGAGAUUACACCGAUAACCCCAUCACCCUAAGAGACAUCAGCAUCGAAGUGAUCCAGGGUGUAUCGCCAUUCAAUUUCACAAGCCAGGGCGGUCUCCGCCAGGACGGACUCCUCGCCGCUGGAAACAACUCGAUCCAGAAUGGACUCCUCGUAUCAAUAGACGGCUGUGCUCCCUACCUCACCCUCCCAAAAUCGACCUGCGAUAACAUUGCCUCACACCUCCCUGUGAACUACGAUGCGAAACUCGGAUUGUACCUAUGGGAUACUGAAUCAAAAGCGUACAGCCGAAUCGUCUCCUCGGCAUCAGCACUAUCCUUUAAGUUCCUCUCAGGCACUAAUACCGAGCCCCUAACGAUCCGCGUGCCUUUUCUCCAUCUCAACCUCACAUUAUCAGAGCCUCUUGCAGCAAAGCCAACGCCGUACUUCCCGUGUUUCAACAGCGAAUCUGGGAGAUACGCCCUGGGUCGCGCAUUUCUACAGGAUGCUUUUCUCGGCGCCAACUGGGGCCAGUCCAAGUGGUGGCUUGGCCAGGCCCCUGGUCCCAAUAUCCAGCUUUCCUCCCGCGUCGUUUCCAUCGAGGAAGCUGACACGGCAAUAAAGGCGGGGAACAACAAUUGGGAGGAGUCCUGGAAGGGAGUAUGGGAAGUUUUGGGAUCUGACAAUGGCAGUGGGACGAGCCCAGCCGGGUCCCCGGCUGAUAAUCGCGAACCCAUAUCCGAACCUACUGUCUCACCCUCAACCGGAGCCAUAGCCGGUAUAGCUAUCGGCGGUGUGCUCGCGAUUGCUACGCUCAUCCUAGGAAUUGUCUUCUGGCGUCGUCGAAGUCGGCGGGCAAGAAUGGAAGUGACAAUGGAGAGGGAAACACCACAGCACAAACAUGACGACUUUCAAUAUGACCUUCGGCCCCCUCCACAGACAGAGCCAGCGGAAGUAUACGGAUCACUUCCAACAUACAAAUGGAGAAACAAGAAUGGAAAGCAAAUAGAUUCACCUGAGGAUCCUCGUCACGCUUGUGUAGAGCUUCCCUAG